AUGCAUCUCGUCCUCUCUCGUAUCGAGCCGAGAGACCUCGACGCUAUUGUCCCGAUGAUGUUUGACUCCUUCAGCAAAGUCGACCUGGCCAACGUCUUCUUCGGUCGCAAGUCCCCAGCAUCCUACGCCUACUCCAAGAAAGUGUUGCUGACAGGAUUACACACCGAUCCGGCCGACGUGUUUCUCAAGAUUGAGGAUCUCGAUGCCGAAGUGGAUGUCAACAUCCUGGACAACAAGGGGAACCCGAUCGGCACCGAGCGAAGGAAAAGGAUCGUUUGUGCCAGUAACUGGAAGAUCUUCCCUACCUACGUGGCCCCCCAGGAACAGCAGGAGGCGAGCAAGUCAUCCGCUCAAACCAACGGGAGCGCCGACUCGACUGCCAAAGACGCGACCGACGAACCGGCAUUCGCCUAUCUAGAGACAGAACAAGAACGGAUCGAUGCAGCAAUGCUGAUGGAAGACUUUCUCACUCGGCGACGUCGUGCAUGUCAAGAAGGACACGUCUUGUGUUUCUUAUUGUUCACGGACCCGGCUUAUCAGGGGAAAGGCUGUGGUCGAAUGAUGAUGCAGUGGGGGAAUGAUGUGGCCGAUGCCAUGAUGCUGCCUUGCUGGAUCGAGGCUAGCCCCCAGGGAGAAUUGCUUUAUGUGCAGAUGGGUUACGUCGGACAGGAGAGAGUCAAGAUUCACACCCAAAGUUUUCUCAGUGAGUAUUUGCAUAUGAGACGACCUGUGAUGGUGACGAGGGUGAGGCUAGAGGGGAGAACCCUGGUGAGAGAGCCGCCAGCGCACACGUGA
This is a messenger RNA of Rhinocladiella mackenziei CBS 650.93, 795 nucleotides long. RefSeq lists its product as uncharacterized. The transcript has a single exon. Lineage: Eukaryota; Fungi; Ascomycota; Eurotiomycetes; Chaetothyriales; Herpotrichiellaceae. The coding region runs from base 1 to 795 and encodes 264 amino acids. The record is from RefSeq and is a predicted model, not a curated record.